Molecule: messenger RNA, 3884 nt
Organism: Condylura cristata (star-nosed mole)
Lineage: Eukaryota; Metazoa; Chordata; Mammalia; Eulipotyphla; Talpidae
Gene: BMT2
Product: chromosome unknown open reading frame, human C7orf60
Exons: 5
Coding region: 129-1346 (405 amino acids)
Biological process (GO): negative regulation of TORC1 signaling
Source: RefSeq, a predicted model, not a curated record
GUGGGUCCUCCGCCUCCUCCUGCUGCUGCCUCCGCUGCUGCCUCCUCCUUCCCCACCUCCUCCGUCAGGCGGGCGUCUGCGGGGACCCGAGGGGCGGCGGCGGCGGCGGCGGCAGCGGCAGCAGCGAUAUGGAGCUGGGGGCCGGCGACCGAAGCGCUGCUCGCGGGCAAGGGGCCGGACCCCCGAGCACUCCGCCGCCCCGCGAGCAGGAGCGGAAGCUGGAACAGGAGAAGCUCUCCGGCGUAGUGAAGAGCGUUCACCGGCGGCUCCGCAAGAAGUACCGUGAAGUGGGAGAUUUUGAUAAGAUCUGGCGCGAACAUUGUGAGGAUGAGGAAACACUUUGUGAAUAUGCUGUUGCAAUGAAAAAUUUGGCAGAUAAUCAUUGGGCGAAAACUUGUGAGGGCGAAGGUCGCAUUGAAUGGUGUUGUAGUGUAUGUAGAGAAUAUUUCCAAAAUGGUGGGAAGAAAAAAGCACUUGAAAAAGAUGAAAAAAGAGCUGUACUCGCCACUAAGACCACUCCAGCCUUAAAUACGCAUGAGUCUUCUAAACUUGAAGGUCAUUUAACCAACCUCAGCUUUACAAACCCUGAAUUUAUAACUGAGUUGCUACAAACCUCAGGAAAGAUCAGAUUACUUGAUGUUGGCAGCUGCUUUAACCCAUUUCUCAAGUUUGAAGAAUUUUUAACUGUUGGGAUAGACAUUGUACCUGCUGUUGAGAGUGUUUAUAAAUGUGACUUCCUGAACUUACAGCUUCAGCAACCACUCCAGCUUGCACAGGAUGCUAUAGAUGCCUUUUUGAAGCAACUGAAAAACCCCAUUGAUUCUCUUCCUGGAGAACUUUUUCAUGUGGUUGUUUUCUCUCUCCUCCUUUCCUAUUUUCCAUCACCUUACCAGCGAUGGAUAUGCUGCAAGAAAGCUCAUGAACUGUUAGUAUUAAAUGGUUUAUUGCUUAUCAUCACACCUGAUUCCUCCCAUCAAAACCGUCACGCUAUGAUGAUGAAAAGCUGGAAGAUUGCUAUAGAAUCCCUGGGCUUUAAACGUUUCAAGUAUUCAAAAUUUUCACAUAUGCAUCUGAUGGCAUUUAGAAAAAUCUCCCUAAAAACCACAAGUGACUUGGUUAGUAGGAACUACCCAGGGAUGUUAUAUAUUCCUCAAGAUUUCAACAGUAUAGAAGAUGAGGAAUACUCUAACCCUUCCUGCUAUGUUCGAUCAGAUAUAGAAGAUGAACAACUAGCUUAUGGUUUCACAGAGCUCCCUGAUGCUCCAUAUGACUCAGAUUCUGGAGAAAGUCAAGCCAGCUCUAUUCCUUUCUAUGAGCUAGAAGAUCCCAUAUUACUUUUAAGUUAAUGUAAAAGCAAAAGGUCCUUUCAGUCCAGACUCCCAAACUAACUGCUUACACUAAUCAUAAAUACUAACAUGAACUCAGUACUUAACCUGGUUUGCAUAGAAGAAAUGCAAGGGUUUACAGAGUUUGCUAUUUUUUUCUACUUCCGGAUUUUAAAAUUUAUUCUUAUACGGAAAGCUUAAAGUUUCAUGCAGAGUGACUCCAGUCAUAGCAGAAACCACUGUUACUGUAGCAUUUAGCACUAAGAUAUCAUAGAAAGGUACCUUUUACUCUUUAGUGCUAUUGUGAAAACGAAGCAUAAUUUGCUAUGUAGUUUCUUUUUUUUUUAAUCUUUCAAUGUUGAGUUUAAACCAUUGCAAUGAGAAACUUAAAGAUAUGUAGAAAGCUGUAGAUUGCACUUUGAUGACUCACAAGUUAAAUGUGACACAGGUAGAUUGGCUUAGCUGUUUUUGUGACGCACUUAAUUCUUUUUUUCUAACUAAAUUGUUAUCUGUUACAGAAAGUCAUUUUCUGUUCAGUUUUGUCUGAUGAAUCCAGUAUUUCUUGAACAUUUUUGGAAUGGAUAAUUCUUUUACCUUCUUCCUUGCUCAUUUGGCAGCAUCAGACAUUGGGGCAGAGAUUUCCCCAGAAGUAUAUAUUUUAACUUCAUCAGUACAGUACAAUAAACACCAUUGCCAAAGUAAAAUUUUCAUGUAUUUCUUGUUGAUUUGGGCCUUGGUGUUUAGUAUAUUUAACUGUGAGAUUUCACUUUUACCUUUUUUUAAAUUUAGGUUUCAUUUACAAAAUUUUCUAUUUAAGUGAGGAAUGAUGUAAUAUUCGAACUAACCUAAAACACCUUUGUGAAGGGUUUGCACUUGUAAGAGACCAACUUUGAAUAGGGUUCUCACCUUUCUCUUAAGGAGGUGCUGCACUACAAGUCUGGAAUUAUAUUAAAAUUUUAAAAUUAACCUGCUGGUAAUUUCAUAAAAUGGUUUUGAAGUUUGGUGUUCUAAUUUCUGCUUAAAUCCUACCAAAAUUUUUUUUCCUUUGAAUAUAUAAACUAUUAGUUGGCCGUGGGAAUUUUCCCUUUCCACAUUGAUAAAUGCCUUUCUGUGUUUCUGAAUCAGAAGCAAAUGAUUAAGAGAAAUAUUUGUCCAAACAAGACAAGAUUAGUUUAAAUAGCUAAGAACAUUUAGUCCACAUUGUCUUGUCAGCCAGCAAUUGUCAUGUAAACUAUCAUUUUUAAGAGUGCCACUGUGUGGAUUUUUUUUUCAAGUGGUUAUUACAUUAAAAUUACCUCAUACUGAGGUUUUUGCACUGAAAUAUCACAGUUUCAGAUUUCAUGGUUAAUGUUUUGUGCGUGUGUAUGUGUGUUUUUAAAGGAAACUUGCAUUUUCAAUAGCUGAUCUAAAUUUCAUAAACUGCACUUCUUUAUUCUGAUGUUUUUGUGCUUAUUGUGAAUUGUUGUAGUUAACUUUGACUGUCAAACUUCAUUAGAAAUGCAAAAUUUACCCAUUGAGAUAUAAAUUGUUGUGUGUACCCAAUAUCUCAAAUUAAAUUUCAUGUUCUAAAUUAAUGGAAGUAACAAGAUUAUAGUUAAUGUCAGUUGACUGAAUGCAAUAAAUAUGCCAGAAGUAACUUGAAUUUUUUCAUUUACUUUCAAUAGCAUAAGAUCUCUUAAUAAUUAUAAUUGACUUUUUUUCCAAAUAAGCACUACAGGUCAUGUCUUGUAACUAUGCCAAAAGAGGAAAGAAAACACACUGUUGAAGAUAACACAAACUUGUUUUGGUAAUCCCUUGUAAUACACUAUACCAUUGUGUUUGUUUUUUACUAUUAUUAAAUGCUAUUUUAAGGGCAAAGAAAAUAAUACAUCAAACAAAAGUGCUUUGAAAGUAAAUGAAAACAGUGCAUUUUAGAGGCUGGUGUAAGAAUGACCUGGGAGUCAACCUUUGUGUUACAGCUAAAAUGUUGGUGCUAUAAAUUCUUCUGAUUGUUUACAGAUGUCGAUUCUGCAUAUGCCCCAAAGUGUGCAUGAUGUAUUUUAAGUAGUACUUUAAAAAAAGUCUCUUUAUAAAACCUACACCCACUUAGUAUAAAUUUGUUUCGAUUUAAAAGUAUCAUUUGUUACUGUAAAUUCAGUUCAUCCAAAUUAGGUUGGCACAGGAUUUAAACUAAUACAUGUUCCACCAAAGCCAAUUCAAUGUAUGUGUUAAAAUAUAAGCAGUCAUAUGGCUUGAUGCCAGAUUGUAUAUGUUAUGACAAUAGAAGUUAAUAGAGUCUUCUAAUACUGUAUGGGUACUCUUGAAAAUGAUUUUAUUUGAAUAUAAAGAAGUUAAGAGGCCUCCAACCACUUCACAAUAGGAUCCUCCAAGAUAAUUUUGUGUUUCAAAAGCAAAUGAUCAUUUGGUUGGAUUCUUCAGGAUCAUGACUAGAUCAGGUGGUUUAUAUCAUAGUUGCCAAGUGAUGGGAGGUGGCAUACCUGAAAAAUGUAUGUUUGUGUUUGUUGUAUUUUUUCACAUUUUGUGAACAAAGCACAUUUAUUAAAAAUUUUAAAUUUUCUA